This is a messenger RNA of Cebus imitator (Panamanian white-faced capuchin), 1012 nucleotides long. RefSeq names its product 60S ribosomal protein L7a-like. The transcript is spliced from 2 exons. NCBI's taxonomy places the organism in Eukaryota, Metazoa, Chordata, Mammalia, Primates, Cebidae. Gene Ontology annotation, biological process: ribosome biogenesis. Gene Ontology annotation, cellular component: ribonucleoprotein complex. The record is from RefSeq and is a predicted model, not a curated record. Bases 1 to 984 code for a protein of 327 amino acids.
AUGGAUGAUGCACUAAUGGUGACUGGAUUUGCCUUGGGCCCCCUUCUUUGCAAGUCCCAUGUAGAUUGCCAACUAUCUCUUUUUAUAAUUCAAAGAUUACUUGAUUUCUACUGUUCUCAGUUUGGGGACCUAAGGACACAAAAAGAGAAGAAGACAGCUUUUCUUUCUCUUCCCGCCGCCCAAGAUGCGAAAGGAAAGAAGGCCAAGGGGAAGAAGGUGGCUCCGGCUCCUGCUGUCGUGAAGAAGCCGGAGGCCAAGAAAGUGGUGAAUCCCCUGUUUGAGAAAAGGCCUAAAAAUUUUAGCAUUGGACAAGACAUCCAGCCCAAAAGAGACCUCACCCGCUUUGUGAAACGGCCCCGCUAUAUCAGGUUGCAGCGGCAGAGAGCCAUAGUCUAUAAGCGGCUGAAAGUGCCCCCUGCAAUUAACCAGUUCACCCAGGCCCUGGACGGCCAAACAGCUACUCAGCUGCUUAAGCUGGUCCACAGGUUCAGACCAGAGACAAAGCAAGAAAAGAAGCAGAGGCUGUUGGCCCGCGCCGAGAAGAAAGCGGCUGGCAAAGGGGACGUCCCCACUAAGAGACCACCUGUCCUUCGAGCAGGAGUUAACAGCGUCACCACCUUGGUGGAGAACAAGAAAACUCAGCUAGUGGUGAUUGCACACGACGUGGAUCCCAUUGAGCUGGUUGUCUUCUUGCCUGCCCUCUGUCGUAAAAUGGGAGUCCCUUACUGCAUCAUCAAGGGGAAGGCAAGACUGGGACGUCUAGUCCAUAGGAAGACCUGCACCACUGUCGCCUUCACACACGUUAACUCGGAAGACAAAGGUGCUUUGGCUAAGCUGGUGGAAGCUAUCUGCACCAAUUACAAUGACAGAUACGAUGAGAUCUGGCGUCUCUGGGGAGGCAAUGUCCUGGGUCCCAAGUCUGUGGCUUGCAUUGCCAAGCUAGAAAAGGCAAAGGCUAAAGAACUUGCCAUGAAACUGGGUUAAAUGUACACUGUUUCUGUAAAUAAAAAUA